This is a messenger RNA of Nothoprocta perdicaria, 2888 nucleotides long. It is a transcript of the gene CCDC93, whose product is annotated as coiled-coil domain containing 93. Bases 8 to 1858 code for a protein of 616 amino acids. NCBI's taxonomy places the organism in Eukaryota, Metazoa, Chordata, Aves, Tinamiformes, Tinamidae. The record is from RefSeq and is a predicted model, not a curated record. Gene Ontology annotation, biological process: Golgi to plasma membrane transport. The transcript has 23 exons.
GCGGGGCAUGGCGGCGCCCGGCGGAGCGGAGCACCAGGCCCCGCAGGAGGUUGAAACAAGAGAAGAUGAGGAACAAAACAUCAAAUUGGCAGAAAUUUUGGAACUCUUGGUGGCUGCUGGAUAUUUUCGAGCAAGAAUCAAAGGAUUAUCACCCUUUGACAAGGUGGUAGGUGGCAUGACGUGGUGUAUCACUACUUGCAGCUUUGAUAUUGACGUUGAUUUAUUGUUUCAGGAAAACUCUACUAUUGGUCAAAAGAUUGCCUUAACUGAAAAAAUUGUAUCAGUAUUACCAAAAAUGAAGUGUCCUCAUCGUUUGGAACCACAUCAGAUUCAGGGAUUGGAUUUCAUUCAUAUAUUUCCGGUUGUACAGUGGCUGGUGAAACGUGCAAUAGAAACUAGAGAAGAAAUGGGAGACUACAUCCGUUCUUACUCUAUAUCACAGUUUCAGAAAACUCAUAGACUACCAGAGGAUGAUGAAUUUUUGCAAAGAAAAGAGAAGACUAUCAAAACUGUUACCAAUAUCUUUGAAGUUUACAAACCCCAGAGAAAAUACAAACGUCAGGAGGGAGCUGAAGAACUGCUAGAUGAGGAAUCAAAAGUCCAUGCUACGCUUCUGGAAUACGGCAGGAGAUAUGGAUUUAGCAGACAAGCAGGAAAAACAGAACAGACUGAAGAUAAAAAACUUGUGCUACCUCCAGGGCUUGCAGCAGCAGGAAAGGCUGAGGCUGGUGAUGAAGCUGAUCUUCAGGCUGCAGAAGAGCUUCGCAUUAAAACUCUGAUGACUGGAAUGGCAGCAAUGGCAACAGAAGAGGGCAAGUUGACAGCAAGCACAGUAGGCCAGAUUGUCGGACUCCAGUCAGAUGAGAUCAAGCAAAUAGUAUCAGAAUAUGCAGAAAAGCAAUCUGAGCUUUCUGCCGAGGAGCGACCAGAAAGACUCGGAGCUGCCCAACAGCACAGAAGGAAAGUGGCAUCUCUGAAUAAGCAGAUUUUGCAGAAAACCAAAAUCCUGGAAGAACUGCAAGCUACAUGUGCAGAUCUGCAAGCAAAAUAUACUGAAGCCAAGAAGGCAUUAACUGAGGUUAAGAGCUCCAGUGAAAAGCUGGACAAGGAAUUGGCAGCCUUAGAAGAAAUAGAAUCUCAAGCAGAUUCCAGUGUAUUACAGAACCUGCGAGCACUUGUAGCUAUGAAUGAAAGCCUCAAAAGCCAGGAGCAAGAGUUCAAAGCACAUUGUAGGGAAGAAAUGGAGCGUCUUCAACAAAAUAUAGAGAGUUUAAAAGCAGAGACAGUGGAAGACGGGGAAGAGGAGCCUAAUAAGCUUGUAGAUGAGCAGUACCAAACAGAGAAAGAUAAGCUUCAAAAGAUCCGGCUUCUACUGGCCCGAAAAAACAGAGAAAUAGCCAUUUUGCAGCGCAAGAUUGAUGAAGUACCCAGCCGAGCUGAGCUAACGCAGUAUCAGAAAAGAUUUAUUGAACUUUACAGCCAGGUGUCAGCAACUCACAAAGAAACCAAACAGUUCUUUACUCUUUAUAAUACACUGGAUGAUAAGAAAGUAUAUUUGGAGAAGGAGGUUAACCUGCUGAAUUCUAUUCAUGAUAACUUCCAACAAGCAAUGACUUCUUCUGGCUCUCGUGAGCAGUUUUUGCGGCAGAUGGAGCAGAUUGUAGAAGGAAUCAAGCAGAAUCGGAUGAAGAUGGAAAAAAAGAAACAGGAAAACAAAAUGCGAAGAGACCAAUUGAAUGAUGAAUAUUUGGAUCUUCUAGAGCAACAGAGACUUUACUUUAAAACAGUGAAAGAAUUUAAGGAGGAAUGCCGAAAGAACGAAGUGCUGCUGUCCAAGUUGAAAGCGAGUUCUUCCUGAGGGACUCCUGCUCAUGAAGCUAGAAACAGUUGUUCAGUCCCUAAAUUGGAAUYUUUUGUGAAGUGACAAUAACUGCAAUGUAGACGUACAAAUAUAUAUAUGUGUGUAUAUAUUCAUGUAUAUAUACACACCUGUAGAAGUCUGUCUUUUUCCAGUAUGUAUUCUGUUUUACAUUCCUUCAUUUAUUGGCUGUAUGAUUAUUUUCUCCACUACACAGUAAAGAGUUAAUGCAGUACAGAAAAACAGAAGUACUGUCUAACUUUAUUUGGGUGUGGGUUCUUCCACAGUGAGGAUGACGGGAUUUUUUUUUUUAACACUGAAGAAGAUUAAAAAUCUGGAAAAAGUAGAUGUGGACUUGAUUGGUAACAUACUUGCACAUGUAAUUUUCAAAUACUAUAAAAUGAGCACUGAUAAUUUUAGGCAAAAUAAACACAGAAAAUAAUUCCUAAAAGUCUUUYCACUAUCUAAUAACUUGACAUUAUUUAAAUUUAGUUUCUAACAAUAGAUGAGGAAAAAAUAAUUCCUAAUAGUUAAGACUGAAGAAAAUGGAAACUCAACUUGGGUAAUUCCUGGUGUAAAAAUAUAGAUUUAUAUUUUUAUAAAGUCUAGUUGUUGUAUACAUUUUUUUGAAAAUUCAUUUUUAUAUAUACAGAGAGUGAUUGUUAAAUUAAUAGCUUCAGGAAAACACACCUUAAUUAGUAGGACCAUCAUGUGGUCUGGUCUGAGAUGAAAGGCAGUCUGCUUCAGCUGUAACAUAGGAAGAUCAAGGUUCUGCUCAAAUGAACUGCCGCUCAUCUUUGAAGAAAAUGAGUUAUUUAUCCUGGCUGAAGAUUUGCCUUUGAAAGUUUAGAAAAGUCUGUYGAACAUCUCCUGGAACACUUUUAUACUUGUACAUACAGUAUUUUAUAAUUCACAUAGCUGCUUUUUAUACUUAACUUGGACUGGACUUAUGUACAUUAUAUCUUUUUUCAGGAAGAUCAAAAAACAUAUUUCUUCCACCCCUAUUAACAGUGAUGAUCAUGCUGUUAGA